Molecule: messenger RNA, 2324 nt
Organism: Leucoraja erinaceus (little skate)
Lineage: Eukaryota; Metazoa; Chordata; Chondrichthyes; Rajiformes; Rajidae
Product: zinc-binding protein A33-like
Exons: 6
Coding region: 287-1699 (470 amino acids)
Biological process (GO): protein ubiquitination
Molecular function (GO): ubiquitin-protein transferase activity; protein binding; zinc ion binding
Source: RefSeq, a predicted model, not a curated record
AACAUCACCUGUCCACGUUCUUCAGAGGUGCUACUUGACCCGCUGAGUUAAUCCUGCACUUUGUGCCUUUUUGUGGUGAAGCAGCAUCUGCAGUUCCACGUUUCUGCAUCUUCACACUGAACACUUGCAGCCGAAUUACAUUCAUUCCCCGAGACGGCAGCGUGAGCAGUGAACACACGGGGUACGCUCCUCUAGGAUCAUUGCGCGGUACUGCAGGAGGGGGCGGGGGGGUCAGCAGUUCAGGGAAAGGGAAUCCUCUUUUGAACCAGGAAGAGGAGGAGUUAAAAUGGCUGCGAACGACCAGGUCGAGAGUUGGACCGCGGAGAUAAUUUGUCCCAUCUGCCUGAAUUUCUUCAGCGAUCCGGUAUCACUGGAGUGCGGGCACAACUUCUGCCGCUCCUGCAUCACACAGAGUUGGGACAGGGAGAGGAGAAACUCAUGCCCGGAAUGUAAAGAGGAGUUUACAGACCGCACCCUCAGGGUGAAUCGGGCCUUGGCGAGACUGUCUGAGAAAGCUCGAACAUUGAGCCUCAUUCGGACAGAGAAGGCAAGAAAACUUCAAUGCGAGGAUCAUCAGGAAGAACUGAAGCUGUUUUGUGAAACAGACAAGAAGCUAAUCUGUGUGAUUUGUGCAGCCGGGCAGGAACACAAAGCUCACAACUUCACGUUGAUAACAGAAGCUGCUGAAUUAUACAAGGAUCAGGUUAAAGCUUCCUUCCAGUCUCUCACAAAAAAGGAAUCAGAGAUCCAGCAAAUGGAGCAGCAACAGAAACAGAAGAUUUCUGGAGUUCUGGAACAAUCACACAACCUUCAGUCCGAGAUCACAUCCCAGUUUGCUGAACAGCACCAGAUUCUCACUGAGAAAGAGCAGCGCGUACUGGCAGAUAUCCAAGAAAAAGAGAAGAAGAUUCUCAAUACAAUGGAGAAAAAUCUUGGAGAGAUUGAGGGGAAUUUAAAAUCUAUUCAGCAGGAUCUCUUUACAUUGCAGCAACAUUUAGAUCAAAAAGACAGUGUGGUGUUUCUGAAGGAGGAAACUGGGUGCAAGCGAAGGAUUCGUGAUGAAGCCAAACCACUGUCGGUGGUAGAUGAAGCCUUACAGGUUGAAAAGUUUCUUUGCCCUGUUUCGUUGAACAAGACAUUCAAAGAAAUAUCUGUUGACUUCAAGCAAGUCUCCAUCACCCUGGAUAUGGAAACAGCGCAUCCAUGGCUGGAUGUGUCGGAGGAUCGGAGGAGGGUGAGAUGGACCCGGACCCGGAGGAGUCUACCUGACACCGGGAAGAGGUUUACAGGCAGUCUGUGUGUGCUGGGACUGCAGGGAUUCGUAUCGGGGAAACUUUACUGGGAGGUGGAGGUGACGGGGAGUCAUGGCUGGAGGCUGGGAGUCGCCACAGACUCUGUGGAAAGGAAGAGACUGGUCACACUGACUCCGGAGACUGGAGUCUGGAGCCUCGGGCGGUGGGGUGACGCAUUUGAUGCACUCACCUCCCCUACAACCCCUCUCCCCACCCGCCCCAUCCCCGGCAGGGUGGGAGUUUAUCUCAAUUAUGAAUCUGGGACAAUUUCAUUUUACAACGGGGACACCAAGUCCCAUCUCCACACCUUCACGGGAAAUAAAUUCACCGAAAAACUUUAUCCUUUCUUCUGGCCUUGUGAUGGAAACUGGCUGAGAAUCUGCUCCGUUUCCGAAACGGGAGUGUAAAAGGGUCGGGUCCCGGGACCAGCAUCAGGAGCGGGGCUCGGGCUGUGGGACAGAAACCCGGUGGACAACAGGUCGGCGCUGAACGGCUCCCAUUCAAUCCCCAAAUUCCGCAUCAUAAUAUCCUAGUGAACGCGGAAAUAAAACCAGGGGGAAUGUAAAUGUGGAAAGAAUGAAAUAAAUAGCAACUGAAAUCAGAGCUGUCGAUCCGUUCAUUUCAAUGCGUUGACUGCGUCACUUCUUGGUUCCGCCACUAAAUGGCAGCAAAGCCAUGUGGAGCAACCACAGACCAGCUGUAACUUUGAGAAUUAACUUUUGACAAUUGCAGAAACAGCGGGAAUCUGAUUUAAUAAGUGACUUUUGUCACUUGUUAAAUCACUUAUUACCACACCUGCGGCUCGAACCGGUGGGCUGAAGGGCCUGUUUCCGUGCUAUUGAGAGGAUAAUAAAGAGUAAGAGGAUUGUACUUUCUUCCUUUCAUCACCGUGAGGAAUGUUGAGAAUUCGCUGUGUUGAUGUUUAUGUUGACUUUUAUGUAAUUGUGUGUCUUUAUUUCCUAUGGCUGUUUGGUAAUUUGCAUAUCACUAUACCUUAAUUGGUACGCCACAAUAAAAGACCUUUGAAACCUA